Stylonychia lemnae is the source of this 702-nucleotide messenger RNA. NCBI's taxonomy places the organism in Eukaryota, Ciliophora, Spirotrichea, Sporadotrichida, Oxytrichidae. The record is from the annotation of a GenBank genome assembly.
AUGGGAAUAAUAUUUGGUAAAAGCAAAAAAUCAAUAAAAAAGCAAGAGGAAACAAAGGUACAGCAUAUCAAUAAUAAUAAUCAUUAUGGUGGACCUUAGAAGAAUAGAGUAAAUGAAACAGACAAGGCUAUUCUCGACAUCAAAGCUAGAAUGAAAAAACUAAAAGUUUACACUGAUAAGAUCAAGAUUUAAGUUGAUUAAUAGAAGGAAAAGAUUUAAGAGCACCUAAGAGAGAAGAAUAAGCAAAGAGCAUUGAUAGCUUUGAAGCACAAAAAAUUUUUGGACUAAUAAUAUGACAAGUCACUGGGAGCUUAAACUCUUUUGCAGUAAACAUUAUAGAAUAUAGAGUCAGCUUCUAUUGAUGUUGUUGUUUAUGAUGCCUUAAAGUAAGGUGAUCAGGUUUUGUCAGAAUUAUAGUCAAAAGCUUCUAUUUAAGAUUUUGAGGAAAUCUACGAAAAGCAUCAAGAUCAUUUGGCUAUAAAAGAGAAAGAAAGAGAACUUUUUGGGCAAGUCCUAAACGAUGAUGACUUAUAAGAUGAAUUAGAUUAGCUUGAUGCAAUUAUUCUAGAAGAGGAGCUACCUAAUGCUGGAUAAAAUGAGCUAGCUUAUAAUAAGUAGAGUUAGAGAGAAGAAGUUCAGGAGUAACAAGUCUCUAGAGAGGCAAAGAAAAACGCAGAAAAGUAGUAGCCAAUGCUUGCAUGA